Messenger RNA from Aspergillus calidoustus, 1467 nucleotides. NCBI's taxonomy places the organism in Eukaryota, Fungi, Ascomycota, Eurotiomycetes, Eurotiales, Aspergillaceae. The record is from the annotation of a GenBank genome assembly.
AUGACUGACAAAUUCGUUGCGCGUUCUCACAUCCUCCACCGUUCCUUCGCCGAACGGCCAGCUAAGAUCGUCGCCGGCGAUGGCAUCAGGCUCGUCUUGGAAGACGGCAAAAGAGUCAUCGAUGCUAGCUGCGGCCCAUCAGUCUCGUGUCUCGGCCACUCGCAGCCCGAGAUCACGGACGCCGUCACAAAUCACCUGAAAAAUGAGAUCGCAUACGUCUACUCGGGCUCUCCGUAUACCAGCGGUGCGGCGGAAGAACUCGCUGAUAUCCUACUAGCACACAAGCCCGGUGGGUUGUCAAAGGCCAUUUUUGUCAACUCUGGCAGCGAGGCAACUGAUGCCGCGCUCAAGCUGGCUGUACAGUACUGGCAUGAGCUGGGACAACCUCAGCGAACGCACUUCAUCUCGCGAAAGCAGAGCUACCACGGCAACACUAUCGGCGCGCUAUGUGUCUCCGGCCAUGAGUCUCGAAGAGAAUUCUAUAAGUCGUUCAUGUCUAGCAAUGUAUCCUUCUUGGACCCUUGCUACGCGUAUCGAAUGGAACUGGAAGGAGAGUCCGACGAGCAGUUCGCUGGGCGCCUUGCCCGCCAGUUCGAGGAUGAGAUCCUGCGUGUAGGUCCUGACCGCGUGGCUGGAUUCGUCGCUGAAACUGUCAGCGGCACGACGCUGGGUUGUCUGCCUGCCGUGUCGGGAUACUGGAAAGCCAUUCGAGAUAUUUGCGACAAGUAUGACAUCUUGUUAAUCCUGGAUGAAAUCAUUUGCGGUAUGGGCAAGACCGGCACGAUGCAUGCAUGGGAGCAAGAAGGAAUUCGCGGUCCUGAUAUUCAGACCAUUGGCAAAGCGCUUGGGGCCGGCUUCGUUCCUCUUUCUGGUGUACUGCUUCACCACAGAAUAUUUGACGCGUUGUCUGCUGGCUCGGGCAAACUAGCCCACGGCCAUACGUUCCAGGCUCAUCCCCUCGCUUGUGCCGCUGCCGUUGCGACUCAAAAGAUCAUUAAGCGCGACAACCUAAUCGAACGAACCGCACAGAUGGGACAGAAACUCGAAGCACUGCUGCGAAGAGAGAUCUGGCCUCUUCCUCUGGUCGGCGACAUCCGAGGUCGCGGUCUAUUCUGGGCUGUGGAGUUCGUUUUGGAUAAGGAGCUGAAGACAACGUUCCCGCCGAAGAUCGACUUCUGUACUCAGGUUGUCAGACACAGCUUGGAGUCAGGCUUGAAUAUUCUGGGAAAUUUGGGUCAUACCGGCGAAUACCAGGUCGAUCACAUCCUUGUCUGCCCGCCGUAUAUUGUAACAGAGAGCGAGCUCGAGGAGAUCAUCUCCCUUCUCAAGGCGGCCAUUGUGAAGACGAGCCAGCCUUUUGUCCAGACUGCGCAGGCCAACGGGCACACGAAUGGACAAGCAAUUGGGUCUACAAACGGAGUGCAUACAAAUGGGGUUCCUGCCAAUGGAGUGGCUUGCUCGAGAUAA